Raphanus sativus (radish) is the source of this 738-nucleotide messenger RNA. RefSeq lists its product as uncharacterized. The record is from RefSeq and is a predicted model, not a curated record. Bases 1 to 738 code for a protein of 245 amino acids. NCBI's taxonomy places the organism in Eukaryota, Viridiplantae, Streptophyta, Magnoliopsida, Brassicales, Brassicaceae. The transcript is spliced from 2 exons.
AUGACAACUACUUCAACCAACAGCGUGAUGCAUCUGGUAGACUUGGAUUAUCAACUUUACAAAAGUAACCGCUUGGCAUAUUGCAUGCCUGCUGAUGCGACCGAUGAAUACAUCAAAAUAGGAGAGUCUACAGCAAUUGAAUGCAUGAAAAGAUUUUGUCGUGCAAUUGUUUCUAGCUUUUCGGAGUGGUAUCUCAGGUCACCGACACCAGAGGACGUUUCCAGACUUCUCAGUAUUGGCCAACAACGCGGAUUUCCUGGAAUGUUAGGCAGUCUUGAUUGCAUGCAUUGGAAGUGGAAAAACUGUCCAACGGCAUGGACAGGACAAUUUGCAGGUCGUAGCGGAUCACCUACGAUCAUCCUCGAAGCGGUUGCGGAUUAUGAUCUAUGGAUAUGGGAUGCCUUUUUCGGAAUGCCGGGAAGCAACAACGAUAUUAAUGUUCUAAACUCCUCCAAUUUAUUUUCCAAGCUUGCUCAAGGUAUCGCUCCUCCAGCUAAUUACACAAUUCAAGGUCAAGAAUAUAACAUGGAUUAUUAUUUGGCCGAUGGUAUAUAUCCUAAAUGGUCAACAAUUGUUCAAACAAUAAGCGAUCCCCAAGGUCCAAAGAAAAAAUUGUUUGCAGCAAGACAAGAAUCAUGUCGGAAAGAUGUUGAACGAGCUUUUGGAGUUCUUCAAGCCAAAUUCGCUAUCGUCGCAAGAUCCUCACGUUACUGGAAAAAGAGGUAUUGCAUGAUAUAA